UCUUUCUGAAAUCAGCCUCAAACAAGUUAACAAGCCUCUCAGCUUUGAUUUCCUCAAUAAUACUACUCUCUCUCUCAAUCCCAUUUCUUGUCCAUCUCUUCUAGCUCGCUCGCCUCAGACAACCAUGGGCGCCUGUGCGAGCAGACCUAAGGAUUUGGACAGGGACUUGGCCCCUGCCCCUGUCCCCGCUGAGGACCCCGUCUCUCCCAAGGGUGAGACAACUCCUCAGGAGAAAAAGGAUGGAGAGGAAACCAAGAAGGAAGAGCCUUUGAUUGAUGUGUCAGAACCAGCAGCAGAGGCUCCAAAGAUUGAGGAAGUAACCACAGAGACAAAGGCUGUUGUUGAAGCAGAAAGUGUAAACAAGGAGGAAACAGCCAAACCAACAGAGGAAGUCAAAGUUGAGGCUGUGAAAGAAGAGCCCAAGGAGCAACAGCCAGCUGAAGAAAAGAAAGAGGUUGAAGAAAAACCAAAAGAGGCUGAAACUGUUGCCCAGUAAAUAAUUCUUAAAAGUGCUAAUCAUCCCUUUGUUAAUCAAUGUAUAAAUAAAUAAUGGGCUUGAGAUUUAUUUUCAAAAAUAUGUUUAGUUAGUUGAUUGAUUUGUUGAGGCUCCACUACUUAAUUAAACAACAAUAGUAUAAAAAAUAAAAAUAAAAACAUUCUUGUA
Molecule: messenger RNA, 664 nt
Organism: Lycium ferocissimum
Lineage: Eukaryota; Viridiplantae; Streptophyta; Magnoliopsida; Solanales; Solanaceae
Exons: 2
Coding region: 125-496 (123 amino acids)
Source: RefSeq, a predicted model, not a curated record